UCGGGUUCGGUCUUCCUUCCAUGGAAUCAGCUGGCAGUAGUCUAUUUUACUAGUGACAAUUUUAGCUAGUUCUGCAAUAGUGAUGCAGACGGGAACAUUGUUUGGGAAAGGGAUAAUAUAGUUAUGCCAUAGGAAUAUAAAAUGCAGGUAGUAAAACAUAUUUGCCGAUAUGCAAAAAAUGUGAGAGGCCUUUUUGUAAGACGACGGAGUUCGAUCCCGAUCUUGAGAGGGACUCGCUCAUUUCACAAUGAGGGGAGAGGACCGAUAUAUUCAAACAAGAAAACAGCAGUUACUUUGGGCAUUGUAGCAGGAAUAGGUGUUGGUGUGGUGUACAUCUACAAUGUAAAUAGUUCUAUUGCUGAUUGCAAGACCUUUCCCCAGAAAGAGGAUAUAGACACAGGGGUAACAGUUAAAGCAAGGCAGCUAUCACGAGAGGAAAUUAUUGAAAAAGCACGAGAUAUUGUUCAAAGAAUUAAGGAUGAGUGUGGUAGUCCAGGUCUGGUUGUUGGGGUCAGUGUGGAUGGUCAAACUGUGUGGACAGAAGGAUUGGGGUAUGCUGAUGUGGAAAACAGAAUCAAAAUGAAACCAGAGACAGUUCUUAGAAUCGCCAGCAUCAGUAAACCCAUCACUAUGGCAGCUGUUGCUAAGCAAUGGGAAAUAGGAAAACUAGACCUUGACAAACCUGUACAGUACUAUGUGCCUUCAUUCCCAGAGAAGAAAGUCAAUGAUGUUACAGUCCAGUUAACAACACGGCAGCUGGUAUCACAGAUGGGAGGAAUUCGCCACUACCGUAAAGACUACAUCAAGAAAAAAGAGGAAAAAGAAGAAAAGACAAAUCUAAAUGAGAACAGUGAGAAAAAGAAUGCAGGAAAACAGGGUAAAAGUGGUAAUAACAAGUCAGAGGCUCAACAGGAUGAAAUGGAGUUAGAGGAAUAUUACAUCACCAGAAAGUACAAAAGUGUGAAAGAGAGUUUGACCUUAUUUCAGGAUGAUCCACUGGUCCACAGUCCUGGCAGUAAGUUUCUGUACACAACACAUGGAUGGACUUUGAUCAGUGCUGUCCUAGAGGCUGUAACCAAAGAACCAUAUGAGAAACACAUCAUCAAAAUGGUGAAGGAACUUGGCAUGGAUAAUACAUUUCUAGACGAGCAUUCUCCUCUUAUUUAUAAUCGUGGAAGGCAUUAUGUCAUGAACAAUAAAAGUCAGUUGCGCAAUGCUCCAUACGUCGACUUGUCAUAUAAGUGGGCAGGAGGAGGUCUGUUAUCCAACAUCCCUGAUCUUCUGAAGUUUGGAAACGCCAUGUUGUACAGCUACCAGUGUCCAAGUAAUUCCACAAACAAAAACAGUUCCUUAAAUACUAGUGACUCUCUAAAACAGGGCUUCCUGAAGCAAGAGACUAUGAAAUCAGUAUGGACCCCUUUGUUUAAAGCAAGUAAAGAGAAAGACGUGUUCUAUGGCAUGGGCUGGUUUGUUGAUGAAGAAGGCCAAAAAUAUGGGCAGGGAAAACAGAGCAGAUUUUGUGCCUCUCACACAGGUGCUGCUGUCGGUGGAAGCAGUGUUCUUUUGAUUUUGCCCCCAUCAACCAAAAUGGUGGAUCAUCCACCAAAAGGAGUGGUAGUGGUUGUCAUGGUGAACAUGAUGUCAGUAAAUCUGAGUCCGACAGCUAUGGAGGUGGCUAAACUGUUUGAAAAUUUUGAAAAAUAUCAGACAUGAUGAAAAGCAGCAUAUUAGGUGAUGAUGUCAGAUUCUGACUGUAUAAACAGAAAUCCAUGAAGUAUACCCACCAGAAUGAAUGUGAAUUAUAUUAAUACAUGUAGAACAUGAACCCAGACUGCAAUUGAUUUGUUAAUGAUGUUUGAAAUUUUAGAAAAUUUCAGACCUGAUGAAAAGCAACAUGUUUAGUGACAGGUUGUCAAAAUCUGAGAAUGUAAACAGAAAUCUGUAAAGUGCCUUAAAGAAUCAAUAUGAACUCUAUUUAUGCAUGAAAUGCAUGUACAUGUACCCAGACUGCAGUUGAUUUGUCAGUAUUACAUAGAAAGGUUUCUUUUUAGAUAUUAAGUAAAUCAAUGGCAAUAUUUAAUGAAAUUCCUUAAAUUGAUUAAGAUGAUCUGUAAGUUCUUAAGAUUCACACAAACUUAUACCUUU
This is a messenger RNA of Saccostrea cuccullata (small rock oyster), 2145 nucleotides long. RefSeq names its product serine beta-lactamase-like protein LACTB, mitochondrial. Gene Ontology annotation, biological process: regulation of lipid metabolic process; proteolysis. Gene Ontology annotation, molecular function: peptidase activity. NCBI's taxonomy places the organism in Eukaryota, Metazoa, Mollusca, Bivalvia, Ostreida, Ostreidae. The transcript has 9 exons. Gene Ontology annotation, cellular component: mitochondrion. The record is from RefSeq and is a predicted model, not a curated record. Bases 142 to 1713 code for a protein of 523 amino acids.